This is a messenger RNA of Penicillium pulvis, 804 nucleotides long. RefSeq names its product glycosyltransferase family protein. Gene Ontology annotation, biological process: dolichol-linked oligosaccharide biosynthetic process. The record is from RefSeq and is a predicted model, not a curated record. Gene Ontology annotation, cellular component: UDP-N-acetylglucosamine transferase complex. Bases 1 to 804 code for a protein of 267 amino acids. The transcript has 2 exons. Lineage: Eukaryota; Fungi; Ascomycota; Eurotiomycetes; Eurotiales; Aspergillaceae.
AUGGCCUUUUUUCCGCUCCUACUGAGGAUUAUCCUCCCCGCAGGAGCCAUUGCGAUCCUUGCAGGGAUUAUCAUCCUUGUUGCGCUCGCCUUUUCCCAAAAUGCUGCAAUUCCCAAGGUCCGUCGUCGGGGUACGCCUGUCCAUCUGCUCAUCGUCCUUGGCAGUGGUGGCCAUACUACCGAGAUGUUCUUCAUGCUGGAAAAAGCCCUAGACCUAUCAGUCUAUACCUAUCGCACCUAUGUCGUGAGCUCGGGGGAUAAUUUCAGCGCUGAAAAAGCCACAGAAUUUGAGGCCAAACACGUCGCGCGCCAGCUGGAACAGAACAAGACCCUCACCGAUCCAGGCUCUUUUGAUGUUGUCACAAUUCCACGGGCGCGAAGAGUACACCAAUCAUACUGGACAGCUCCCUUCACUACAAUCCAGUCCUUCUGGGCCUGUCUCCUGGUUCUAUGCGGAAAAUACCCCAAUCAACGGAGACUGCCCUGGAAAUACACCUCGGCAUGUCCAGAUAUCAUUAUCACCAAUGGUCCUGCGGUCUCUGUGUGCAUGGUCCUUGCCGCCAAAACACUCCGUUUCUUUAUCUUCAUCUCCCGUGUGCUCUCAGGUAAGAGCUCCAAGCCAGCGAUCUCCAGGCUUCGGACAGUUUUCGUGGAAUCAUGGGCACGGAUCACCACCCUGAGCACCUCGGGCGUGUUGUUGCUUCCACUUGCCGACCAGUUCCUUGUUCAAUGGCCUGGUCUAGCGGGCCGUCGGGCUUGGUGGGGGAUGAAGAAGACCUCAUACGUCGGCUGGGCCGUGCUGUGA